CCAUGUGGCGCGCUAGGUGGGACCCCGGCGUCCUGAAGGCGGAGGCCCUGGCCCAGCUGCCCUGCGGCCUGGGCAUGGCGUUCUCCCAGUCCCACGUGAUGGCCGCGCGGAGGCACCAGCACAGCCGGCUCCUCGUCGAGGUGGACGAGUACAGCUCCAACCCCACCCAGGCCUUCACCUUCUACAACAUCAACCAGGGCCGCUUCCAGCCCCCGCACGUGCAGAUGGUGGACCCCGUGCCUCAUGAUGCCCCCAAGCCGCCUGGCUACACCCGCUUUGUCUGUGUGUCUGACACCCACUCGAGGACGGACCCCAUCCAGAUGCCCUACGGUGACGUACUGAUCCACGCCGGGGACUUCACGGAGCUGGGGCUCCCGAGUGAGGUGAAGAAAUUCAACGAGUGGCUGGGCAGCCUGCCGUACGAGUACAAGAUCGUGAUCGCUGGCAACCACGAGCUGACCUUCGACCAGGAGUUCAUGGCCGACCUCAUCAAGCAGGACUUUUACUACUUCCCCUCCGUGUCGAAGCUGAAGCCGGAGAACUACGAGAACGUGCAGUCGCUGCUGACCAACUGCAUCUACCUGCAGGACUCGGAGGUCACCGUGCGGGGCUUCCGGAUCUACGGCUCCCCGUGGCAGCCCUGGUUCUAUGGAUGGGGUUUUAACCUCCCGCGAGGCCAAGCGCUGCUCGAGAAAUGGAACCUCAUUCCCGAAGGCGUAGACAUCCUGAUAACCCACGGACCACCGCUGGGCUUCCUGGACUGGGUCCCCAAGAAGAUGCAGCGGGUGGGCUGCGUGGAGCUGCUCAACACGGUGCAGAGGCGCGUCCAGCCACGGCUGCACGUCUUCGGCCACAUCCACGAAGGGUACGGCGUCAUGGCGGAUGGGACGACCACCUAUGUGAACGCAUCUGUGUGCACCGUGAACUACCAACCUGUGAAUCCGCCCAUAGUCAUCGACCUCCCCACACCCCGGAACUCCUGACUGCCCCUGCGGCCCCCCACCCUUCCCACCCGCAUCAGCUCCACAUGCCUGGCCGAGAGCACGGACCCCCAACCACCCUUCCUUCCACGCAGACAGCCCGUCCGGUUGGGGACCAGCCCAGCAGAUGGGUUGAGGCCUUGGAAUGAAGAAGAUCACCUCUGACUCGUCAGCCUUCUGUCACCUGGAGUCAGGACCCUGCGGGUCCCCAGCAGGGGUUCUGCACUCAUUGCUAAUUUCUGCGUGUACAUUCCAUGUGUACCUUGUUAAAGGACCUGCUAAGCUCGUGGCCCCGUCCCGCUUGGGAAAUGACUGAAUCUUCAUCCUUCUCCGUUGGACACCCUUGUGGGUUUGGGAAGCCACGGCUCUUGGACAGAUUUUGGAAGUUCUCGCACAAAAUCUCCGUCUCACUGAGGGUCUGUGUGGCUGCAAGUCUCAGAGUUGGGGGGUGGUUGGAAGGUGUUGUAGCCUGGGUGCAGGCAGCCCUUCCUGUCCUCCCAAGCGGAGAGGGGACAUGCCUGCCACACGCGGAGGGCCUCCGAGGGAGCGAUCAGGGACGUCUCAGGAAUUCGGGCUGUGCCUGGCCAGGCCAGACAGCCGGUUGCCUCGUGUCGUUUGCCUGUCUUCUUCCUGUGGGCACUUUUGCUGAUGUGGACAGUGACCUGAGCAUCCCAGGCACCCUCUCGGAGCCUGGCCAUGGGCGGUUGGUUCUGCAGAAUGAGCCUGUUGAGGGCCCAGGACCAGCUGGCAGGUUCCCAAGUCACAGACGGCCCUGGUUCCGAUGGGGGCCGCGCUGGUCUGCAGAGCUCGGCUGCCUGGAGGGUCCACAGGCCCGUGCGGCCCCGCCACAUGUAUGCUCACGUGCGGGUGUGGGCACCCCCUCACGUGCCUGCACGCGCGCGCACACACACAGAGCCCUCUUCAUGUAACAAAGUGGACCUCGCGCUUCUCAUCCCUGCCCUGGAACGGGCUGUCCCCCCCGUGGGGCUCCCCUCGCCCCCCGGAGCCUGUCUGCGUGCCCACAGCUGAGGAAUGCUGAACGGCCCAGUUGUGUUGCCCGGUGGGACCCGCCCUCAGCUAGGAAGGUGGCUCGGAAGCAGAGCGGGGCCUGAGCUAUGGCAGUGCCACCCCGGGGGACUUCUUUUCCUUUUAAUUAGGACUGGGGGGUGGGCCACACGUCUGCGGGAGAGGAAGCAGUGGGGCCUGCUUAGGGUGAGAUGCGCGAGGCCCGACUGGUACGCUGCAGCGUUAGGCUCUGCCUGUAUUUAAAAUUGGGGUAUUUUCUUUAUCAUAGGUUUUUUUCCUGUAUCCAAUUUUCAUUUUUAAAACCAUUGCAUUAAAACAAUGUCAUGUGUCUUGACCACUGAGUUUUUUGGUGUCCCCUUAAAUUCUGCACCUGAGGGGAGUGUUGCUCACCCGCCCCUAGUCCCAGGCCUGGGAACCAGUAUUUAAUGAGCCCUUUGCAGAAAAAUCUCAUUUCAGGCAGUCCUCCUGCAAGGUUGGUACUGCUGGCCCCAUUUCAGAGAUGAGAUUGAGAUCAGAGAGGUGAGGUAACUUGCCUGAGGGUGCACAUCUCCAAAGGGGUAGAGGCAGGAUUUGAGCCUUGGUCUCUGGCUUCAUAGCCCCAGCUUUCCUACCACGCAGAGCUCCACCCGUACAAGGCAGUGCAUGGUCCAAGGCUCUUUUUUUUUCAGGGGUCAUGUUCAGCUCCUGUCGGGUUCGUUAUUCAUAGAGGGCCCCUGGAGCCUUGGGGGAUCUUAUUCUCUGAGCCAAGCAUCCCAGGAGACCCAGACUCCUUCCCUGCUCGAGUGGGGUUCCCCAUGGGGCACGGGGCACCAUCCAGGGAGCCCAAUAAGAGCACCACACUGGCCGAGGCCAGCUUCGCUCUGUGGGGUGGGGGGCUGCAGGAAUCCCAUUCGGCCCCAGUGGUUCCUGGUAGCCGGGGAUGUUUACAGGGCCGCCGGGGCCCCCCAGAUGCACGGCGUGUGUGCACGCGUUGGGUGGAGAAGACUCCAGGCCCUUUCCGUCGCCUCUAUUGAAUUUCUAUGCGGACCAAGAACUAUAAGCUUAAAAUAAAUUUUUUUCCUAAGGUAUCUUCAGAAUAUGGUGUAUUUUUAUGUGCAAAAGAAAAGUUAUGAAGGCAGCUGUUACUUUAAAAGAAAAUUCAUUAAAAGUCCUCGAGGUGUGAACGACCACAGUGUGCUCCUCAGUCAUUUCAGCAUAACUUGAUUGUGGCUGUAAUUUUUUUCUCUGUCAAGCAU
Molecule: messenger RNA, 3241 nt
Organism: Vicugna pacos (alpaca)
Lineage: Eukaryota; Metazoa; Chordata; Mammalia; Artiodactyla; Camelidae
Source: RefSeq, a predicted model, not a curated record